Messenger RNA from Pseudomassariella vexata, 456 nucleotides. RefSeq lists its product as uncharacterized. Lineage: Eukaryota; Fungi; Ascomycota; Sordariomycetes; Amphisphaeriales; Pseudomassariaceae. The coding region runs from base 1 to 456 and encodes 151 amino acids. The transcript has a single exon. The record is from RefSeq and is a predicted model, not a curated record.
AUGACCUGGGUCUUCCAACUCGGCCUCACAAUCGAGUCCGUCCUCAACAUCCUCGGCGCCGGUACCUUCCUCCUCUAUCCAGAAUGGUGCCUCUCCUACACAGUCUCCACGCCCAAGGUCCCCGCCAGCGCCGCCACCUUGUGGCAGACCUACGCCGUCUUGGUCCUCGCCCUUACGUUCCCCAUUCUUCUCUGCAUCCCCAACUCCAAGGGCGUGUUCGAGAAGCGCAAGAUCAUCUUUGAAACGCUUGUUGCAGGCGAGGUGGCCCUGGUUGGACUUUUGUUGUGGCAUGCAGUGAAGCCAGCCGAGGAGAGUGGUUUUAUGCGGAGUGGGCUGAUCCUCGCUACACUGAAUUUGCUGCCGGCUUUGACGUGGCAUUCCUUCUGUAUUUGGGGGGUUCCUGGGUUGAUGGUGGAGAGUGGGAGUGUGGACGCAGGACGGGAAAAGGAGCUGUAA